ACGCGGCCGAUUGCGACCCCGCCCUCCCCACCCGCACGCGCAUCGCAUUUCCUGCUCCGCCGCCGCCGUCCGCGCGCAUCGGGGGCGCCCCGGUCGGCGAUGUGGCGGUGCUAUGCUGGGCGGGCUCCUCAGGUUCCUCUCGGCGUGCGGCGGGUCCUGGCAGACCUCGCCCGCGCCGCCCCACGCCGCGCCCCCGCCGGCCUCCGACCCCUCCUCCGACGCCUCCGCCUCCGCCUCUGAGGGCCGCGACGGCCUGCUCUGGUGGCGCGACCUCGCGCGCUGCGCCGCGGGCGACGUCUCCGCCGCGCUCGUCCAGGCCAACCAGACGCUCGAGGACCAGUGCCGCCUCCACUCCGCCCCGCCCCUCGGCACCCUCCUCGCCGUCCUCGACGGCCACGCCGGCCACGCCGCCGCCCGCUUCGCCUGCGACCACCUCCUCCCCACCCUCCUAGAGGCCGCGUCCGGCCCGGGGGGCGUCACGGCGGACGCCAUCAGGGACGCCUUCGCGGCCACCGAGGCGGCCUUCAUCGCGCAGGUCUCCAGCCAGUGGGACACCAACCCGGACCUCGCCACCGUCGGCUCCUGCUGCCUCGUCGGCGUCGUGCACGAGCGCACCCUCUUCGUCGCCAACCUGGGGGACUCCCGGGCCGUCCUGGGGAAGAAGGUCGGCCGCUCCGGCCAGAUCGUCGCCGAGCAGCUCUCCACCGAGCACAACGCCAAUGACGAGGCCGUCCGGCAGGAGCUCAUGGCCCAGCACCCCGAUGACCCGCAGAUCGUCGCGCUUAAGCAUGGGGUCUGGAGAGUGAAGGGCAUCAUACAGGUGUCGCGGUCACUCGGUGAUGCGUACUUGAAAGACGCAAAGUAUAACACGGAACGGAUCAAGCCCAAGUUCAGAGUCUCUGAGCCAUUCAGCAGACCUAUAAUGAGCGCCGAACCAACCAUCGUCUCGCGCAGCCUUGAACCAAGUGACUGUUUCGUCAUAUUUGCCUCAGAUGGCUUGUGGGAGCACUUGACUAACCAGGAAGCCGUAGAGAUUGUUCACAACAAUCAGCGCGCUGGGAGCGCAAAAAGGCUCAUAAAAGCAGCACUCCAAGAAGCAGCGCGGAAACGUGAGAUGCGGUACUCAGACCUCAUGAGGAUCGACAAGAAAGUCCGCCGGCAUUUCCAUGACGACAUCACUGUCAUUGUCCUAUUCAUAAAUCACGAGCUGUUAGCCAAAGGAAAUGCGCAAGUGCCGCCCCUUUCCAUCAGAUCCGCCUUAGACCACUGAUCAUGAACCACUUCACCCAUGGAUGCUCAGUUCCUGUGAGCAGAAAUCGCCUGUGAGAUAGAUGGCUUCUUCAACAACCAGUCUCUGUGAACAGUGCAGAAAUCGCCCGCCUGCAGCAGUUUUCCUUUCCUCGUCUUACUUUUCUCUUGGUUUUGCACAUAAAAUUUGACUACUUGUUAAGUUGCCAGUUUUCCCCAAAGCUGCCGGGUUCCCCCCUCGUAUCGUAUCGAUGUCGGAUAAAUGUGGAUAGUCUUCAGGCCUGGAGAUUUGCCUAGAGUUUAUGGGGGAACCUCUUCUUCCUUCCUAGAAAGAUGUUGAUGAGGGAGCCUUGUUAAGGAUGUUGUAACCGUAAAUUGAUUCGUUCUCGGAGCUUACAAUAAUCUGUUGUUAUCUC
Molecule: messenger RNA, 1664 nt
Organism: Aegilops tauschii subsp. strangulata
Lineage: Eukaryota; Viridiplantae; Streptophyta; Magnoliopsida; Poales; Poaceae
Source: RefSeq, a predicted model, not a curated record